Molecule: messenger RNA, 5196 nt
Organism: Ylistrum balloti
Lineage: Eukaryota; Metazoa; Mollusca; Bivalvia; Pectinida; Pectinidae
Product: inositol polyphosphate-4-phosphatase type I A-like
Exons: 27
Coding region: 195-3230 (1011 amino acids)
Cellular component (GO): cytoplasm
Molecular function (GO): phosphatidylinositol-3,4-bisphosphate 4-phosphatase activity
Source: RefSeq, a predicted model, not a curated record
CGGAAGUCGGUUCAGCAGGUUCAUAUCUGACAGCAAUAUUUUUACAAGUACAUGUUACACUUAACGGCAUAAUGUUUGAUGGUAAUUGACUAUUUGGGAGAUAUGUGAUUGAGUACAUGAGUAAUGCAACAGGAUGUAACUGUAUGGACAGUAGACACAUGUAUACUAUGUCUUCAUGUGUAGACUGAUUCAUUAUGAGGUUCAACAGUAAAGAACUGGCCUUCCUUGCCCAUCAGCCAUCAUCCCGCUUUGCAAAGGAAGGUGUUCUUUGGAUGAAGGACAAACAUGAUGGAAUUUUUAAAAAAGGAGAAGUGAAUGUGGAACGUUUCUUUCGUUUGAGAGGAAAUCUCUUGUUUUAUUUCAAGAAUAAAGAACUUAAGGGGGAUCCCCUAGGUGUGCUGAUUUUGGAGCGUUGUACUAUAGAACUGUCUGCUGGAGCUGAGACUGGAGACCUUUUUGGAUUUAUUAUUGUGUAUGAAGGCGAUGACCACACUUACCAGUUUGCUACAGAGACGGAGGAGGAACGAGACUCUUGGAUACAGUGUCUCCACAUUGCCAGUUAUGAAUGCCUCAAAAUGCAAUUACAGAGUUUACGUGAGCAGAUUCAGGCCAGGACUGGCCGAGACCCGAUCUCGCAGCCACCUCCAACGGACACAGGAAUGGAAUAUGAAACACAAUCUGGAAACACAGAUGAUGAUCCGGCCAUGGAGUUGUGUAUAAGUUGUGAAGACCUACAGUGUGACAGUAGUGGGAAGGCCCCUAAUCCCCUGGUUGUGCUCUAUACCAUAAUACCUCCACAACAGAACUGGAUACAACACAAUCACACAGAGGUUGUAGAGAAAAGCAGAAGUCCACAGUUUUUGAAGACAAUUGGUUUUGGCAACAUGAAUGGAGUGGACACCUGUACUAGAGUUAAGCUAACAGUGUUUCAUGUUAAGGAGAGGAUGACUGGCACAAUGUCCUUGCUUGGUCAGGUGAUCUUUACACUCCAGGAUUUACUGAUGUCACCAGAUAUGAGGCUUCAACUGGAGUUACAAGGUCCAGAUCCUGUGAUGAAUGGCUACGUAACUGUGAUGUCAUGGAUAAACGAUGGCAACUUGUCCAUCCAGGAUUCCCAAAAUAGGGUAAGCACUGGUGAUGAGAAGCAUAGACUGAUAGCACUACGUCGCCGUUCAAAGCGAAUUGACACAUUACGCCCGAUGUAUAACAAUAUCACUACUCGAACAUUUCGGUUUGACACGACGGAUGGAAGUGUGAAACUCUUAGUUCAUGAGUACAUGGGAGAGAGCAAGCUGUCAUUUGACAUUCCCUGUCAAUUGCUGAGGUUAUGGGUUGAUGAGGAGAAGGCAAAAAUUACUCAGCUUCAGGAACUUGGGCAGCUGUCAAGGAAGUGGCAGAGUAACAGACAGGAAGUGUUGGACAUGUCAGCUCGCACAGAAUCUUACUACUCCCGUCACCUGGUAACACUGUCCUCACACACAGGACCCCAUUUUAAACAAAGUGUGAAGAAGGGAGAUAAAGACCUAGAAUUUGUACCUGUCAACCUACAUUUACAACGGAUGACUGUCAUCAAUGAAGCCCACAAUAGUACUGGAUGGUAUGACAUCAUCACUGUUGGAGCUUUUACUGCAUAUCCACAUAAAUAUAAACAUGGAGGUCUACGUAGAAUGCUGCAACAACAACAUGACCUUCUAUCUGCUGACGCAACCUUGAGCCGCACCACAAAAAUACAGCGAUCAUGUGACUUGGUGAAUUCUGUGGUAGAUCUAAAAACUGUGAUAGGACAGUAUUGUGAUAAAUUAUGUCAUGUCGCCAUGGCAGGGACAGCGGAGGAGCUGAACAUCAUCAUGGAGAUGGUAUCUGACAAGGUGCGUGAUCUAGUCCAGAUUUGUGAUAGCAGUCUACUCCAAGAGGCUGCCGACAAUUACAAUGAGGCUAAGAUGGAGACAUCGCCUCCCCACCAGGAUGCCCCUUCUCCUGACUCUCAGAACUCUAGUCCUGGGGACCUUACCCCUGAGAAGGCCUGGAAAUGGACUGGAAGCAACUUUGUACAAAGUCCUACAGCUGAACCAUGGGAAAUGACACGUGUCAAUACUGAGGCUGCCCUGGUGUGUCUGAGCUCUAUGGUUGAGGAACUCAUCACUAACAAGGCAGGGCCUAUGGACCGUCCUAAAUGGCUGGGAGAAAUCAGUCCUGGGGUCAUUAAAUUAAAAAGCUUCAUAGAGCUUGUUAGUCAAAGAGUGAAACUCUUCAUGUCUUUUCUUAACCUCAGGGAAAAUCAAGGACAUGUACAGUUAAUGCAUAUGGUUAAAUAUAGACGGGAUGUAUGUUUCUCCCACGCUCUGACAUCGCUAGUGGCAGGCUUUACCAUUAAACUAGCAACCUGUGAUAAUGAUAAGCUGUACUUCAAACAACUUCUCAAUGUUGGAGUAUUUGCGGAGUUUGAGGGUCUCCUUAGUUGCUAUGGUGAUGAGAUGGGCAUGCUUGAAGAUAUGACAGUUGCAUUGGAAGAUCUCAGUCAUGUGACUUUCCAUUUUUUCCUUCAAACAGAAUACGAACAAUCACCAGUCAUAUCAUCAGACAGUCACCUUAUAUCUGGCAUGUAUGCAGACUUUAAUAGACGUCGGAUUAGAGUAGAGGUUCCUUUACCUGAAGUUGUGUUUAAGAAACUUCCCGAAUUAUUGGCUCAAGGGGAGGCAAUCCAUGUUACCCCAGUACUGUUUAAUGUAGGAAUCAAUGAACAGGCAUCGCUGGCUGAAAGGUUUGGUGACACAACUGGUUUGGAUGAGGUGUUUAGUUACAAGGUGUUAUACCUGGCCAUGUUAGGAGAUCAAGAUAACAGAGGAGGAAGUGGGUCCUUGACAGAUUUGUGUACUAAACUACACUACAAUGUUAACACUAAGAAAAACAAGAAUACUGAGAUUCUCAGCCUUGCUGCUGAGAUUUGUAGAAAGCUGCGAGGAAUUCGAUUCACCAGCUGUAAAAGUGCCAAGGACCGGACAGCCAUGUCUGUUACGUUAGAACAAGUAAAGAACCUCCAGCAGGAACACGACCUUGCCUCCCAUGUGUUUUCACAGGCUCUCGACUGUUUCAGAAGUGAGGGAGUAAGAAGGGAGAACACAUACAAGAACGUUGGUGUAAAGAAAUAUGCAUUCAAUGCUUUACAGCUCAUGUACUUCCCAAAACAAUACCGACCACCAAAUGGUACAUAUGGCAAUGUACAAGGGUAAAUCUGUUGUUAUGGUUACAACACCGACAAAGGAUUAUAGUAGUAAUGACUCCUGGACCAGUGACACUGAAUUUGGCCAUUUAUUUUUGUAUUAAUUCUACAUAUGUUCACUGUGUGAUAUUUCAGCACUUCAUCUUGCUUAAUUCUGUCCAUCUAUGUUACUGUAAUGAUGUGCCAUUAAAGAGAAAUUCAUGUAAUAUUUCAAAAGCUAUGAUUUUUUUCAAUAAAUUGCAAACCAUUAAUAAGUAUUCCUAUACAUGUCUGUAAAAACCAGUUUUUGAUAUCAACUGUUAUCGUGUUGAGAAGAUGGUUGUCAUUCUUUCUUUGUCUUACACCUCUGUGUUAUUGUUAGUGUAUUGACUUCAUGUCUCUUUGUGUAAAGCAUCUAGCAUGUAAUAUGGUGUACCAGUUAAUUGAAAAACUGUCAGUUAUAAGCACUAUAAAUGCCAUCACAAGACAUUUCAUUGCUUUUAUCUAUAUUACAUACCCAUAUUAUCUUUAUUCUUUUUUUCAAUAUUUUAUUCCUAAUUGACAGUGUAAUCUUAAAUCAAACAACCGUUUUGACAGUAAACUAACUUAAUUCAAACAACCGUUUUGACAGUAAACUAACUUAAUUCAAACAACCGUUUUGACAGUAAACUAACUUAAUUCAAACAACCGUUUUGACAGUAAACUAACUUAAUUCAAACAACCGUUUUGACAGUAAACUAACUUAAAUCAAAACACCCUUUUGACAGUAAACUAACUGAAUUCAAACAACCGUUUUGACAGUAAAUUAACUUAAUUCAAACAACUGUUUUGACAGUAAACUAACUUAAUUCAAACAACCGUUUUGACAGUAAACUAACUUAAUUCAAACAACCGUUUUGACAGUAAACUAACUUAAUUCAAACAACCGUUUUGACAGUAAACUAACUUAAUUCAAACAACCGUUUUGACAGUAAACUAACUUAAUUCAAACAACGGUUUUGACAGUAAACUAACUUAAUUCAAACAACCGUUUUGACAGUAAACUAACUUAAUUCAAACAACCGUUUUGACAGUAAACUAACUUAAUUCAAACAACUAUUUAGACAGUGAACUUUCUUAAUUAAAGCAGCCAUUUUGACUGUGAACUGACACCAUUUCUAUGUCCACGUAUAAAAUUAACAUCAUGGUCAUACUCUGGGUGUCUUUAAAGAUGUCAUAAAUAAGACUUCACUCUGGUUAGUUUAUACAGUGAUGUUGCUGUGAAGAUGUUUAAAUUGGAUAUUUAUAUCCAUUUAACAAGCACCAUGAUAUUAAUGCAUCAAUUGGCCAGGUGGAAAUUCUUUACCUUUUUAUUUACUCCUUAUCCUCAAAUACUAAUCUCGAUUUAAUAUCUAUAAGCAUAAUUGUGUUUCUAUCUAAUGUUCAAAGCUAUUUUUGUGGAUUCAUUAUAUUGUGUUAAGGUACCUGUUCACAAAUGUAGAGUUUGGAUAGGAAAUAAUGUUGCUAGGUAACUAUAGAAAAAGAAAUUGAUUUUCAGCAAAUCAAAGGCUCAAGCUACAGUCAUUAUUAAUAUUGCCAGCAAUGUUACCAUGGUGAUUUUGCUGAUUUACCUUGAUAUUACUUUUAAAUGUUGUGCUGAUGUUAAUUACAACAAUUAAUACAUUGAUCUUUUUCAGUAGAGAUGGCAAUAUGUGUUUUUAAAUUUUACAAGAAAUAAAUGUGUUUCCCAUGAACAAGUAGACAUUGCCAAGUACUACACAUCAGUGUGUUAUAGACGAUGGAAGUGGAAAGUGCAAAGUUGUGACAGGUGAACAAAUUGGAACUAUUCUUCAUUGUAACAUGAGGACCAUAUUGCCUGUAUUACUCUUUGUUAUGCCACACUGGAACUCUCUCGUCUCUACAUUUGACUGAUCUGGUUAAACCUGUGGUUAUAACCUGUAUUAAGUUGUCUUCUGUUGAAUGAUAACGUAUAAUAAUAAAAUGUCAAAUCAUAUUAA